UUGAAGACCGAGAUCGGCACAAUUGCUUUUUCUUACGAAUUUUUUUUUCUGCUCUUUUGAUUGCUUUUAUUUCAGGAAUUUCAGCCUCGUAGCACCUUUUUCACUUGAUCGAUUGUAACCAUUUAACCUUUUUAAUAAAUAAAACCAAGUAGACUGCUGCGGUCCACGGAAAGUCUGUUUUUGGACAUCCUGCACCUCAGGGAGUUAUGUGGAGGAUUUUCCUGACGGUCAGUCUGCUCUGCUGGAGCGCUGACGGCAGAGUGACCUGCAAAAACAACAACAACGCAGAAGUGGACUGGUUCAUCAUCUAUAAGGUACCAGUUACAGACAAAACUACGGGUUUUGAAUAUCUUUACAUAGAUUCAGCUGGGAAGACGACCUCUAAGCCCAUCAACAAUCCUAACGGUGUCCUGGCAAACACCCUGCGGCCCAUUUUUACAACAUCAAUGACGGACAACUUUGCAUUCAUCUCCUACAACGAUCAACCUCCAGGAUGUGAUGCUAUUGCUGAAUUUGGCCACAGUAAAGGAGUUGUGAUGAUGGAUACAACCACAGGAGUCUGGCUCUUACACAGUGUACCACGAUUCCCUUUCAAACGAGAUCAAAAUAAGUUCUACCCUGACAGCGGAGUAAAGAACGCUCAGACGUUUAUCUGUGUAACAUUCAACUACAACACGUUCCAACAGAUAGGUGAACAUCUGCUGGACAUCAAUGCUUUCACAUUUGAUGAUCAUAUUCCAAACAACUUCCAUGAUAGCCUUAAGAAACUUAGGAGGACUGAAAAUAACAACAGGACCCCAAGAGUAAAUCAAGUCAAAAUCAAGGACCUGACAUCAGCAAGAGGAACAUCGUUUCGUAGCAUUGCUAAGAAACAGUAUAAAGAAGGAGAAGAAGCUGAAGACGAUGAAUGUGACGAUGGACCUUCUCCUACAAAAAAACCAAGACCAGGACCUCCUUCUACAACAAAAGCACCCAAAGAAGAAUAUGAAGGAGAUCUUUACCUCACUAUUGCAGAAACAUACACGACUAAUGUGAAAGUCCAGACCUGGUGCAGCAAGAAGGAAGGUUGUUACAGUGGAGAAUAUCAAGUAAUCAGAAUUAAAUCUGUAAAAGCUAAUCUGGGUAACGUGCUGGUUCAGUGGAAGCCUGGUAAAGAUCAUUCCAAGUGGUGUGUAGCUGAAGAUAAUAAUAAUCAUUUGAUCUGUAUUGCUGAUGUAAACAGAGGCCUCAGCCAAUACAAAAGGCCGGGGGGUGCACUGUGCUUUAUACAUCAAGGGGCAAGUGAACUAUUUCAAGAUGUUAUUGCUGAAACUGAGGAGUGCAGUUAGUCCAAAUCCUAACAGGUCCUCUUCCCGUAAGCGUCUCCGUGAAUCUGACUGUGAUGAUGAUUAAUAUUUGAUCAGAUAAAUACGCCUCUCUUUGCCAGCGUACGUCAUUACUGUUUGUUGUGUGCUUCGGUUUGUCAUUUUUUACAUUCCAUUACAUGACAUUUAGCUGACGCUUUUAUCCAGCGACUUCGCUUUUAUCCAAAGCGACUUACAAUUGCUAUAUAUGAGAGAGGU
This is a messenger RNA of Perca flavescens (yellow perch), 1562 nucleotides long. RefSeq names its product deoxyribonuclease-2-beta-like. The coding region runs from base 207 to 1328 and encodes 373 amino acids. The record is from RefSeq and is a predicted model, not a curated record. Gene Ontology annotation, molecular function: deoxyribonuclease II activity. Gene Ontology annotation, biological process: apoptotic DNA fragmentation. NCBI's taxonomy places the organism in Eukaryota, Metazoa, Chordata, Actinopteri, Perciformes, Percidae. The transcript has 9 exons.